AUGGUAUUAUUUCAAAUAACUUUGCAUCACUUUUUUUAUGAGCUUAUAUCUUGUAUGGAGAGGAAAUUCUACCACAAUAGACCUGUUAUAGUGACCUUUUCCGUGGUUGCUGCUACCGCUGAUCCAAAGCGAGGCGAAUUGACGAGAGUGUCUAUAAAUAGCUUCAUCACAUUGACUAUACGAGAAGAGGUGGAAGGCCAGGGGCUAAUUUCAACACUCAUGUCUCAGUGCGAUUUUAUCAUUAUCGUGAUCGGCUUCCUCACAGCCAUCAUAGGUGAUUUGGCCUCCGCCUUCGGAUGCACUGUCGGUCUGACCGAUGCCGUCACCUCCACCACCUUUGUCGCUUUGGGCACAAAUACCUUUGCGAGCAAGGUGGCAGCCAUCGGUGACAAGUACGCCGACUCCUCCAUCUGUAAUGUGACGGGCAGUAACGCGGUGAAUGUGUUCCUGGGCAUCGGAGUGGCAUGGACCAUCGCGGCUAUCGCUCAUUGGGUGCGCGGUUCUACCUUUGUGGUGCCUGCGGGAUCUCUCGGUUUCUCCGUCACCAUUUUUUGCAUUUUUGCCCUCUUUGCGAUUGGAUUGCUUGUGUUGCGUCGUAAACCCGCACUUGGUGGUGGAGAACUGGGCGGCCCUCGUCCCGGCAUUAAACUUGAAUUUUUCAUAUGUCCCCUUGUGUCAUGCAUCAGAUAG
Molecule: messenger RNA, 690 nt
Organism: Hydatigera taeniaeformis
Lineage: Eukaryota; Metazoa; Platyhelminthes; Cestoda; Cyclophyllidea; Taeniidae
Source: the annotation of a GenBank genome assembly